GCAGGCUCUCCCCCAGGCGUGGCAGAGGGAGACUUUUUGGAGCUGACCCACCACAGGAAAUCAUCAGGGUGACCUUGAGCCGCAAAACUGCUGUCCACGUGGACCGGGGCUGACAUCGCACGUCCAUCUGCCAGGACACCUGCGUCCAAACUCCGAGACAUGGCAACCAACGGCAGCAAGGUGGCCGAUGGGCAGAUCUCCACUGAGGUCAGCGAGGCUCCUGUGGCCAAUGACAAGCCCAAAACGCUGGUGGUCAAAGUGCAGAAGAAAGCGGCGGACCUUCCCGACCGGGACACAUGGAAGGGCCGCUUCGACUUCCUCAUGUCCUGUGUGGGCUAUGCCAUUGGCCUGGGCAAUGUCUGGAGGUUCCCCUAUCUCUGUGGGAAAAAUGGCGGAGGGGCCUUCCUGAUUCCCUACUUCCUGACACUCAUCUUUGCGGGGGUCCCACUCUUCCUGCUGGAGUGCUCCCUGGGUCAGUACACGUCCAUCGGGGGCCUGGGGGUGUGGAAGCUGGCCCCCAUGUUCAAGGGCGUGGGCCUUGCUGCUGCUGUGCUGUCCUUCUGGCUGAACAUCUACUACAUUGUCAUCAUCUCCUGGGCCAUCUAUUACCUGUACAAUUCCUUCACCACGACGUUGCCAUGGAAACAGUGUGACAACCCCUGGAACACAGACCGCUGCUUCUCGAACUACAGCAUGGUCAACACCACCAACAUGACCAGCGCCGUGGUGGAGUUCUGGGAGCGCAACAUGCACCAGAUGACAGACGGGCUGGACAAGCCAGGUCAGAUCCGCUGGCCGCUGGCCAUCACCCUGGCCAUCGCCUGGAUCCUUGUGUAUUUCUGUAUCUGGAAGGGUGUUGGCUGGACUGGAAAGGUGGUCUACUUCUCGGCCACCUAUCCCUACAUCAUGCUGAUCAUCCUGUUCUUCCGUGGAGUGACGCUGCCGGGGGCCAGGGAGGGCAUCCUGUUCUACAUCACGCCCAACUUCCGCAAGCUGUCGGACUCCGAGGUGUGGCUGGAUGCGGCUACCCAGAUCUUCUUCUCCUACGGGCUGGGCCUGGGAUCCCUGAUCGCUCUCGGGAGCUACAACUCUUUCCACAACAACGUCUACAGGGACUCCAUCAUCGUCUGCUGCAUCAAUUCCUGCACCAGCAUGUUCGCAGGAUUCGUCAUCUUCUCCAUUGUGGGCUUCAUGGCUCAUGUCACCAAGAGGUCCAUUGCUGAUGUGGCAGCCUCAGGCCCCGGGCUGGCCUUCCUGGCGUACCCAGAGGCGGUGACCCAGCUGCCCAUCUCUCCCCUCUGGGCCGUCCUCUUCUUCUCGAUGCUGCUGAUGUUGGGCAUUGACAGCCAGUUCUGCACUGUGGAGGGCUUCAUCACGGCCCUGGUGGAUGAGUACCCCAGACUCCUCCGCAACCGCAGGGAGCUCUUCAUAGCCGCCGUCUGCAUCGUCUCCUACCUGAUCGGCCUCUCUAACAUCACCCAGGGGGGCAUUUAUGUCUUCAAACUUUUCGAUUACUAUUCUGCCAGUGGCAUGAGCCUGCUGUUUCUCGUGUUCUUCGAAUGUGUCUCCAUUUCCUGGUUUUAUGGUGA
Molecule: messenger RNA, 1589 nt
Organism: Galeopterus variegatus (Sunda flying lemur)
Lineage: Eukaryota; Metazoa; Chordata; Mammalia; Dermoptera; Cynocephalidae
Product: sodium- and chloride-dependent GABA transporter 1
Exons: 12
Biological process (GO): sodium ion transmembrane transport; neurotransmitter transport
Cellular component (GO): cell surface; axon; plasma membrane
Molecular function (GO): gamma-aminobutyric acid:sodium:chloride symporter activity
Source: RefSeq, a predicted model, not a curated record